AUGUCAGAGGCAGUACCCGCCGCCUUCUAUGCGGCCAACUCCUCUUUCGACACCAAGACCCAGCCCUUCCAGCUCACAUACCCCGAUGGUGUCAAUCAAUUCACCACAACACUGGACGAGCUCACUCAACUCCAGCAACUUGCUGUGCGGUCCGGCAUCGUCUUUGGCAUCCAGCUUGGAGUCUGCGCGAUUCUCAUCCUCAUCCUCGCUCUGCUCACCAAGCCUGAGAAGCGACGAAGCGUCAUCUUCAUCCUCAAUCAAUCCGCUCUGGUCUGUAUAUUCAUCCGCGCCAUCCUCAUGUGCCUGCAGAUCCUGGGCCCAUUUUAUGACUUCUACAACUACACCCUCAUAUACUACCCCAACGUCGCAGACACGACACGCGUUGCUGUCACGGGUGAGGUCUUUGGCUUCCUCACUACCGUGGCGGUGGAGCUGUCCCUGAUGUUCCAGGUCCGUGUUGUCUGCUGCACGCUCCGAGCGCUGUGGCGCAACAUCAUCACCACCGUCUGCGUCCUGGUGGCCCUGCUCGUCUGCAGCUUCCGGUUCGCCCUCAUGGUUCUCAACGCCAAUUACAACCUCGUCCACUUCGACACCCAGACCGAGGAGGAAUUCCAAAUGAUCAGCGAUUGGGCUUCUCGAACCAACAUCUGCACUGUCGGCAGCAUCAUCUUCUUCAGCAUCGUCUUCUGCGCUAAGUUGGGCCACGCCAUCCACCACCGUCGAAAGAUGGGAAUGAAGCAGUUCGGUCCCAUGCAGAUAAUAUUUGUGAUGGGCUGCCAGACCAUGUUCGUUCCAGCAAUCUUCGGCAUUAUCGUGUACUACGCCCUGUAUAGCACACAAUUGAGCAGCAUCAUGCCACUCGUGGUCGCCACCUUCCUCCCACUUUCCAGMAUGUGGGCAUCUACCAACCCCAGCAACGUCAACAUCGCCGCCAUUCGCAAGCCCAUGGCGUACAAGCCAAGCAUGGUCCCGACCACGAACAACAGCAGCUACUCCGCGGAGAAGGAGUACCUGACGACCACUUUCAAUUCUCAAGGCACACUGGUCAACGAGACCCAGGAGCAGGCUUUGAAUCCGAAGAAGAUGGGCGCUCAUGCAUCGGCYAGGAGGGACAGCAUCGACGUCGAGCUGGGGAGGAUGGGCCAUGAUAUCAUCGUGGACCGUACCUUCAGCGUCAGGAACAACUCCGGGUAG
Ramularia collo-cygni is the source of this 1194-nucleotide messenger RNA. RefSeq lists its product as uncharacterized. Gene Ontology annotation, cellular component: membrane; G protein-coupled receptor homodimeric complex. The record is from RefSeq and is a predicted model, not a curated record. The coding region runs from base 1 to 1194 and encodes 397 amino acids. The transcript is spliced from 2 exons. Lineage: Eukaryota; Fungi; Ascomycota; Dothideomycetes; Mycosphaerellales; Mycosphaerellaceae. Gene Ontology annotation, molecular function: mating-type factor pheromone receptor activity; pheromone binding. Gene Ontology annotation, biological process: G protein-coupled receptor signaling pathway.